This is a messenger RNA of Gopherus flavomarginatus (Mexican gopher tortoise), 695 nucleotides long. Its product is annotated as ropporin-1. The coding region runs from base 1 to 639 and encodes 212 amino acids. NCBI's taxonomy places the organism in Eukaryota, Metazoa, Chordata, Testudines, Testudinidae. The record is from RefSeq and is a predicted model, not a curated record. The transcript is spliced from 5 exons.
AUGCCAUAUACAGAUAAGCAAAUAUGCAUCCCUCCAGAACUGCCAGAACUGCUGAAACAGUUUACGAAAGCUGCUAUUCGAACCCAGCCUCCAGAUCUGCUCCAAUGGGCGUCUGAUUACUUUAGUGCCGUGGCCCGUGGUGAUAUACCUCCAGUAAGAGAGCGAUCGGAAAGGGUACCUUUGUCAAACUGGGCAGAACUCACUCCAGAGCUCUUAAAGGUCUUACACCAAAGAGUGAGUGGCAGACUGAUAAUCCAUGUAGAUGAACUGGCCCACAUGUGGAAGGUGCUGAAUCUCCCAACAGACUUAUUUGAGAGUGUUAUGAAUGUUGGUCGUUUUACUGAAGAAAUUGAAUGGCUUAAGUUUUUAGCCCUGGCAUGUAGCUCUCUUGGAGUUACUAUUGCAAAAACACUGAAGAUUAUAUGUGAGGUUUUAUCCAGCGAUUAUGACAGUGGACCCCCACGUAUUCCUUUUAGCACUUUCCAGUUUCUCUACACAUACAUUGCUGAAAUAGACGGGGAGAUUUCAGCAUCUCAUGUCAGCCGAAUGCUGAAUUACAUUGAACAGGAGGUCAUUGGACCUGAUGGCCUAAUCAAGGUGAAUGAUUUUACCCAGAAUCCACGGGUCAGACUGGAAUAGUGGCACAGCUUAUCACUUUGAUAGGAAGAUGAAGAAACUUGCUUCAAAAUAAUGGU